Desarmillaria tabescens is the source of this 793-nucleotide messenger RNA. Its product is annotated as PIG-X. The transcript has a single exon. Gene Ontology annotation, biological process: GPI anchor biosynthetic process. The annotation marks the transcript as partial. NCBI's taxonomy places the organism in Eukaryota, Fungi, Basidiomycota, Agaricomycetes, Agaricales, Physalacriaceae. Gene Ontology annotation, cellular component: endoplasmic reticulum membrane. The record is from RefSeq and is a predicted model, not a curated record.
CAUGGCCUCUCUUUCAUCAACCAUUCACCCAUUGUACGGCUUUCACCCUAUCGUCACCACCAGCUUCCAUGGCAUCACCGUAGAGCCUUCGUGCUCCCUUUAUCUUUUGCUCACCCUUCCACCUCUCGUUUUUGUGGAUCCUUAUGAGCUCGCCAACUACAAGGACUCUUACACAUUUCGCCAUGCAGGCCCGUCCAACCUGGAACUUCCUGUCUCUGCUAUUGGGCCAAGCAACUCACACGUACUCAUGAAUGUAUCGCGCCAAGCCAUAACGAAAGGUGCGGUCCAAAUACCGCUGCACCUGCGAUACGGCGAAGUCACCGUGUCCAUGGAUGAAUUCCAGGCGGUGGAUAUUUCUAAGCCAGAAGGAUACGUGAUUUGUGGUGCGUGUAUAGUGUCGAAACCAUGUCCAUGUCCUAAACUUCCUUCAGAGGGUUGCACUGAUUCCGAUGCUGAAUUGCAUAUACCUAAGGAAUUCACAGCGUUGUUUCAUCAGUCGAAUAUAUCACGUCUCUCGCCGUCACCUUCAUCAAAGACUGUCUUUUGCUACCAAGUGCCAGUUGGUAGAGCUGGAGACGUUUCUCAGGUCGAGCUAGGUAUCGCAGUUACCAUUCUGUUGUGCUUUGCCUACCUCGUUUAUACGUUGUACAAAUCUGCUAUUCGGUUGGACGACCAAAAACACCCAAAGUCUUCAUAAAUCAUCAUCCCAAAUUCGCUGUAUGUUAUGAUCUCAUGAACAGGAUGUGAACAAAAACAAAUAAUCUAUUGCAGCUACGUAUGAAUGUAGGACAGU